Penicillium paradoxum is the source of this 681-nucleotide messenger RNA. RefSeq lists its product as uncharacterized. The record is from RefSeq and is a predicted model, not a curated record. NCBI's taxonomy places the organism in Eukaryota, Fungi, Ascomycota, Eurotiomycetes, Eurotiales, Aspergillaceae. The coding region runs from base 1 to 681 and encodes 226 amino acids. The transcript has a single exon.
AUGUUCUAUUCAAACAAACGAGCGGAUUCUAAAACUGCUGCAGGUACAAGAAGCCUUACCCAGGAAGCGAUCAACCUUGAGUAUUUACUUCAGUCAACCAACGAGGAGCCUGCUUCAGUGGACACUGCCUCCAAACUCAAAAUUGCGCAUAAGAUAGCAACUACCGUUCUCCAAUAUAACUCUACACCAUGGUUACGAGAAGACUGGCGACUAAAGGAUCUAUCCUACUUUGGCAACACCCAAGGGUUAUCCGAUGAAUCAUUGCGCACCCUCCACCUCACGUUCUGUUUCAAUCAAAGUACCCAAGAUCCGGAAUUUAAUGGUAUACGAUGGCGAUCCGCCAUGUCACCAGAUUCUACAUAUUCCAGCAUGGAGAGUAUUUCCUACCAGUACGGGAUCAUCAAUACCAGUUUGUUCAGUCUUGGGGUUGCUCUUCUCGAACUUGCUUAUCACCAGACUUUGGAACAAAUAUGUGGCGCCCAAGACCCUAUUGUAGCAGUUCGGAAAAAGGCUAUGUCGGGUUAUCCUUUGGGCCAGAAAUAUCAGAAAAUCAUUCUGCAGUGUUUGCAGUGCAACUUUGGUAUGGGAUCCGAUCUGGCAAAGCCGGACUUGCAAACUGCUAUUUAUGGGGAUGUGAUAUGUUCUUUGGAGGAGAUGAUAAGCUCUCUCACACUAGACUGA